Messenger RNA from Procambarus clarkii (red swamp crayfish), 3058 nucleotides. The record is from RefSeq and is a predicted model, not a curated record. NCBI's taxonomy places the organism in Eukaryota, Metazoa, Arthropoda, Malacostraca, Decapoda, Cambaridae.
GGAGUAGUAGUGUUUUGUCCACCCGGCCGGACAGUGAUGCUUGGACAGUAGUAGUGUCCAGACGGCUGAACAGUGAGGCUUGGACAGUAGUAGUGUCCAGACAGCUGAACAGUGAGGCAGUUACUGUGUGAGAAGAAGCAGACUCACCGUGAUAUACUCACCGUGAUAUACUCUCUCACAGUGUGUAGACAAAGAGGUUCACCAACAUAACAUACCCCAGUAUACCCCAGACAGCUGCCCAUACAGACAUACUCUGGCCAGUGACUACCUCAGAGUUGUGAGGUUAUCAGAGAGACUGUGGCAGUGGUUGAGUGAUUAUGGAGUAGUGAGAUAGACUCCUUGUUGAUCAUGCCGCACCAAGACGACGCCCCCAGAGUCUCCAAUGGCAGCCUCCCCAGGAAGAUAACGCCCGGCCUCAUGCCCCCGGGGUCGCCAGGAACCUACCGGAAAAAAUCGGCGUCAUUGGAGCUGCCGGCGGCGCUGCAGCAGCUGCCACGGCCACACCGAGGCAGCAUUUCUGGCGAGUCCAAAAUGGCCGAAGAGAAGCCUUGGCCUAACACCAAGGAGGACUACGAUCUCAGAGAAGUGAUAGGUAUUGGAGCCACAGCAGUUGUACACUCUGCGCUAUGUAUUCCUCGCAGCGAAAAAUGUGCCAUCAAGAGAAUAAACCUCGAAAAAUGGAAUACGAGUAUGGAUGAAUUAUUGAAGGAAAUCCAAGCGAUGUCUCUUUGUCACCAUGAGAAUGUGGUAACGUAUUACACAUCAUUCGUAGUGAAGGAGGAGCUGUGGUUGGUGCUGAAGCUGCUAGGUGGCGGAUCUCUGCUGGACAUCAUCAAACACAGCCCCCAAACACGUGGUACUCCUGAUUUUCAACCUCAGUUGAAGCCAGAAAAAAACAUGUUGCAAAAUAUAAGAGAUCUUUCCAACAGCAGCUCUAAAACAAGAAUGAAGACGUCAGACUGUAAGCAUGGGGUGUUUGAUGAAGCAGUAAUCGCAACAGCGUUACGCGAGGUAUUGAAGGGCCUUGAGUACUUUCACAAUAAUGGACAAAUUCAUAGAGAUAUCAAAGCGGGAAAUAUAUUGUUAGGUGAAGAUGGUGUUGUACAAAUUGCUGAUUUUGGUGUAAGUGCCUGGCUGUCAACUGGAGGAGAUUUAUCACGUCAAAAAUCUCGGCAUACCUUUGUUGGAACUCCAUGUUGGAUGGCACCGGAGGUGAUGGAACAGGUCUCAGGAUAUGAUUUUAAGGCUGAUAUCUGGUCUUUUGGCAUCACUGCAAUAGAGAUGGUGACGGGAACGGCCCCUUACCAUAAGUAUCCGCCCAUGAAGGUCCUCAUGCUCACGCUGCAGAAUGAUCCGCCAACUCUCGAGACAGGUGCCGAGGAAAAGGACCAGUACAAGAGUUACGGGAAGACUAUAAGAAAGAUGAUAACAGACUGCCUGCAGAAAGAUCCCACUAAGCGCCCCACUGCCUCAGAAUUACUCAAACAUCCAUUUUUCAGAAAAGCCAAAGACAAGAAGUACUUGCAGUCUGUAUUAUUGCAGGGGGGGCCAUCGAUAGAGGAAAGAGUCGCCAAGGAUGAACCCUUCUUAAGACGGAGGCAAAAUCGAAGUAAACAACCUGGGGCUUCUGGUCGGUUACACCGAACACAAAGUGGUGACUGGGUCUGGUCCAGUGAUGAAGAGGAAGAAAAAGACGAUGAGGCUGACAAAAUAUCAACGAGUAGUUGUGAGAGUGGAGGAGAAAAAGCGCCACAGUCUCAGCAGACAGAAGCUCCUCAGUCACAGAGUCAAUCAUCGCAGUCUUCUCAAGUCCAGUCGCAGGAGCAGCAACACCAACCACCACAGCCAAGUCCUGUGAUAGUUGCUCAGCCACAGCCACUUCAACCACAAACACCCUCCCAGCAGCAACCUUUGUUGCUUCAGCAACCGCAACCUCCAUUAAAUUAUCAUCCCCAAGUAGCAGCACAGUACCAGCAGCCCAAUGCUGGAGCAGUUCCUGCUCAGGUGUAUCCUGCACAGUACCAGCAGCAGCCUCUCCCUCCCCAGCAAGUGUUGCAGCCAGUUGCUGCCAUCUCACAGCAACAGCAGCCUCAACAGUUACCCCCUCAGCAGUUACUUCCACAACAGUUACCUCCUCAGCCAUAUCCAGUUCAGCAUAUUCCUCAGCAGCCUGUUGGAAUAGCAGGUCAACAGGUGCCAAGUAUGGUACCAGUGAGUGGCAUGGUUCAAGAUGGGAUGAUGGCAGUGCCCAUGGCACCAGUAGUACCUACCAGUAUACCUCCAGGAGUGGCUUACCCACAAGGUGUACCCGAGGUCAUACCCCAAAGUAUGCCGCAGCACCUUCCCAUGGGUGGCAUACAUCACGUGAUAGGUGGGGUAACCGAGGGCCUUGGAGGCUUCGUCAACCAACCCGUCCAGCAGGUUUCCCUCAGUAGUGACCCUAUUAACUUGGUGCUCAGGGUCAGGAACGAAAAAAGAGAACUUAAUGAUAUUCGUUUUGAAUUCAGCGUUGGACGAGACACAUCCGAGGGUGUGGCUUCGGAAUUAGUAGCUGCUGGUUUAGUUGAUGGUAGAGAUUUAAUUGUUAUUGCUACCAAUUUAGACAAGAUUACACAACAUCCUGAGAUGGGACAGAACCUCACAUUUAGAUUGAAUUCGGAUUGUGAAGCUAAUGAAGUGCCAGAUGAUAAGGCAUUAAUAGGGUUUGCUCAGUUAACAAUCUCUGACUGACAAGGUUGUGUGUGCUUCCCCAACACAUGGUCACCAGCACCAUCUCCUGCAUUUUGUCAGCAAAGUCCAAGGUGUCAGCCAGGUGGCUAAGCAACAGUCUUCAUGUGAUUUGUUAUGAUCAAAAAUUAAAUUUCAUAUUUUUUGUAGCAUACUGUAGUUCCUUUUUUUUUAUUAUUAUUUUUUUGAAGAGGAAAUUUGGUGACAGGAAAUUUUUGUGUAAACUGCGACAUAUUCUGUGAUGUUUAAAGGAAGUCUUGUCCUUCCUUAUAAGAGUUUUGAUUAGAUUUUAUUAUUUUCAUAUAGUGCAAUAAAGUUAACUUAGCACUUA